GCAUUUCAAACUAAUCAGUAUGAUGUUGCAAAGAGAGCCUGCAGAGAACUGUGGAUCCACUAUACAGACCCCGACCCUGGAGCCCACAGCACACAGGAAAGACUUGCCAUGACAGGGCUGCGUGUCCAGACCCUGCUACUGUCCUCUCCUCACCUGUGUCGGCUGUUCCUCACUUCCAUCUUCAUUGAGACGGAGAUAAACAUUCAGCAGGGAUCGCUAAAUUGUGACUCAUUUAGUGACAGUGGAACGUUUAUCUGGGAACAGGAAGCCCGACUGGCAGAGUGCGAGCGGAUGCUGGUGGCCAUGGACCUGGCCAUGUGGUUGAACGACGGCUGCUUUGCCGUGCAAGCUGCAGUCAGCUGUUACGGCCUGUUAGCACCAAUGAUCUUCCAUCAGAUCACUUGCGACCAAGUAGUUCAGGUGUUGAAAAAAUGCUUGAUAGUUCUGGAGGAGAAUUCAGGACUCUUUAAACAAAAAGGGACUGGAAACACAUCAGAGUCAUUUAUGCACAUGAUAGCGUGCAUCACCUACUACCUGUCCAAGGCAUUACGUGUGCUCAGAGAGCAUCACAUGGCUUCUGUGGUGAUGGACUGUGGUCGCAGGCUGCUCCAAGAGGUCUACGAAGCCCAGCUGCAGAUCAGUGGACUUACCAAUAAAGCUGUGGGUAAAAAGGCAGAUCAUGCUGCAAUCAAGGCUGAAAUGAAGAUAGGUCUUCAACUGAAGGCUCUGUAUCAGAAAAACAAGAAAGAAUGCCCAUCUGAAGCAGCUCUCACAGAACACAAUGACAUUGCACGCCCACUGACUGGUUGUGAGGAUCCCACCAUAUUGUAUGAUCUGAUCUCUAACAGCCCCUUAAAGGAAGCUUAUCUGGACGUGAUGAAGCUCAGACGCAAGGUGUAUUUUAUUGAGUUUGCAGCACUUCUUCUCCAGAGAACCAUGGAAGAAGGCCAACCAGACCUUGUUCUGAAGUGGGGUCAAACCAUGUUUCAAUAUCUUAACAGGCGUGAGGGGGUGAUGGGACUGUCCUCAAAAUGUUUGGAGGGAAACAGUCCGAGCCGAAGAGGAAAUACUGCUCAGGCUCCGAAAGCAAAUGAACCAUCACAGCAGAACAAGAACACACCUUCACACAAUGAUGCACGAAAGAAACUGAAGCAGACAAUGCCACAGAGCAUGCUUCAGAGAGUGAAAACUAACAGGGAUAUGCAGGCUGUGGAGAACCUGCUAGCCAUGAUGUCGUCUGCGGUGCAACGCCAGAAGAAGCAGUUUCAGCUGAGGAACAUGUGCUGUGAGGAGAGAGUGUGGAAGUCUCACCUCAACCACAUCAUGGCUCAGGCACAUUUAGCUCUGCUUUACCAGGGCCUGGACACGCUGCAUGGAGGAGCCCUGCAGAACAGCUACGGGCAGUUUGAUCCCUUGUGUUUCUCUCUCGCUUACUCUGGUUUCCUGGUGUGGAGAAACUCGCAGCGACAACAGUCUUCUCAUCAUGAGAGUCUCAUAGAGAGAGAAUCCUCUCACUCCUCUCACAAGGAAUAUGUGGCUGCACACAAAGAGAGAAAUAAAAAGGAGGCAGUCAGAGGAGCUGACUCUGUUUCAGAGGAGAGUUGUAAGGAGGGAGAGGACUCCUCUCAAACUGUGGAAAAGCUGAUGCAGACACAGAGACGCACCGCUGCCUUGGUGCUGGAUUCACUUAACAAAGCUGCUUUACAUCUACGAAGGGCCAUGGUGUUGGCCCAUCGUGGCAGCCACUGGACUACUCUGCAGUGUGUGUGUCAGACUCUGUGGGAUCAAAGCUGCCGUAUCACUUUCCUAGUGCAUAGUGCUGCUCAGCUUGACCUACCUUCCCCCCUCCAGGACCAGCUGAACACCACCUUCACCCCACUGCUGCUGCUGGCUACUGACCUUAUCAUGGACAUGCUGAACAGACUUGGGCUGUGGAGUGCGUAUGACAGGGACUUGACUGAGGAUGAACUAGAGUCCAGUCUCCACUUCUCAGCCCCGCUGGAUAACAGAACUCAGGCGGACCUGCGUUGGGUUCGCACCCUGGUGCUGCACACUCUGGAGCGUCUCCAUGACAGUGGCCAAUGGGAAAGCCUGGCCCACUUUGCCUUAGUUUUUAACAAUUACACGCGGGAACGUUAUGCCUUGAUCGUAACUCCUCUAAUAGUCCUUGCUCAGAGAAAGCUUCUGGAAAGGAUAAGUUCCUUAAAAGGACCCACAGUCCCUCAACCACACCAUGUCAAGACCCAGAAGGCCACUGGCAAGGAGGUAACAUACAGAAGCUACGCAGACUCCCAGCUGCUCAUAGGGUGGAGCCCUCACCCUGCUCAGCAAACACCAAUUCAAAGAAAACUCAUUAACUCAAGUCCUCAAGACACAGCCGACCUUAAAGGUGCAGAGAUACAGCACUCCAUGUCCCUUGUGUGCGUCCCUCUGGAUGUAGAGGACACACUGAGCUGUUUCCGUCAAGCCCUGGAGAAAAGACCACACUGUCUUCAGGUCUUCCAGCAUAGUCGCUCCUUACUGCUGCAGCUCCUUGCAUACACAAAGCCCUGCUUUACGGCACAGUUGCAGCAGCAGUGUCAGAGCAGAACUCUCAGCCAUUCUACAAGCCUGGUUGAUUUCAUUCCUAAGCCGUCUCCAGACAUACAACCUUGCAAUCUGACCGAGGAGGACUACAGUUCCCCAAAUGCUCUCUACAGCCUCCCCAUCAGCCCUGACCACAUGCCCACAGUCUGUGCUGCAUACUCCGCCUCCAUUAAGUAUCUCCAGGCCAACAAUCAUGAAUCCCUCAGAGUUCUGGCGCUGCAUGAAAUGGGAAACCUACAGUUCUACAAUGGAAACACACGGGCAGCACACGCAUACUGGAGUAAAGCUGUAGACUGUGCCUUACAGAGCUCUGGUGCUGUAGAGAAAUGGGAUGGCGUGUCAGUUCAGGGUGGCUCCCUGCAGCAAACCCUGAACCAGGCUGGCAUUUGGGGAUGUCUACAGGCUGCUGUGCUAACUGCUAAGAUUGCACAGUACAUCUUAAGUGCUGCUGAUAUCAGCCAGCGUACGAAUUGCUGUCUCAUGUCUGCACACCUCUUUAAGUGUGUACUGUGUUGCUCCCUGGCUCAGCCCCAGGCCGACCUCCAGUACGCUUUUCACAGCAUUGGAGAGGAACUGCUCCCUGGAGCGGACCUUUUCUCUGAGCCUCACAGGGUUCCCCUCGGCUCCACUGUAACCAGCCUCAACUUCCUCUGCCACUGGCUCUACACCACAGGCCACUACAUCACGCUUCUGCCCAUACUAGCCCUUUACCUUCAUUUGGUUGGGUCUGUGUGCAGAGAUGUCCAGCGCACUAUUGAGGGCAAAAUACUAAAGAUGCGUGCCCUAACUCAACUGUGUCUGUUCACUGAAGCUGUAAAAGAGGCAGCUCAGAUCACACAAGGAACCGGGAUCCUUCUGCCUCAUGCACACUUUAUAACCAAAGACAAUCUCCAACUUGUGAAGACGUUCUACAGCAACAAGUCUCUCCUGAACAAUUCUGAGGCUUUGGAGGAAUUCAUAAACUGUGAAUUUACUCCAGAGAUCAGCACGCUGUAUGGAUCCACAUUGUGCCUCAGAUUCAAACUUGCUCGCACUCAACUAGUCCUGGCACUCAGUGACACCUUGCUUGGCCCUCCUGCUCCAGUGGACACUGAGGACUCCAGUCUGAAGACAGAAGAGCCAAAAGUGUUGACCUUUCAUUCCAAAAAGGAAAAGCUAACUCCAGAAACGAUGAAGUUCCUUUUGCUAGAAGUAGCAUCUUCCUGGUUGCACUCCAUCUCGCAGCAACUGAGCUCUCUGUCCUGUAGCGAAAUGGAGAUCCUGGAGCUGACGAUAGAGUCCAAACUUCUGAAGGCCAGCCUGUACCUGCAGCAAGGCAAUGCUGCAGAUAGUUCUGAGGUGGCAAUUUCCUCCUUUAUGCUGCUGCUGACGUCUCCUGUAAUCCUGAAAGGAAUCGAACCUGGCUCUCAGAAACCUGCGUCUGACAGACUGCACACCAGGACUGGGAGUGAACGGGCUACUCAGGAUUGCAGUGUUUCACACACACAGCAUGCAGACUCCCCUACAGCAGUGGGGGCCAGUGAGAGAGUUGGACCCCCUCUGUGGCUGCGCUGCCGCCUGGCUCUGGUCCGCAGCCUCACGUCACACAUCCCUGGCACUGCUGCCCCGUUGCCAGGUAAAAACAUCAAUGAGGAGGCGUCUCGGCUGUUACAGGAGGGUCUUGAUGAAUGUGCACUGUGGGGAGACAUUGAUAUUCAAGCCCUUUUGAUGGUGGAAGGUGCAGAACUGAAAGCAAAGAGAGGCAAGACCGAUGACAGCAUGGCUAUGUUGCAGGAAGCAGUGGCCCUGCUGUCCGGACACACAUCGAUGCCUCCAGGAUCCAGCCUGACUCUGGCUCGGGCCACUCUGCUGCUCAGCGACCUAAGAGGAGUACAGAGCAUCACACUUCUCAAACUGACACAGAAGCUACUUAAAAAGCAGCUAAGUGUUUUUGGUCAGAGAGUGGUGUUGGACGAUGGAAAAAUGCGCUUCCCUCCUCCUGGACCAAGCAACAUCUACCUCCCUUACCUCCACAUGCUGGAUCAGACCACAUUGCAAAUUGGUCAUAUUCUGGAUCUUAAUGCCAUGCAAAUACCAGACCCAGAGGCCCAGUCAUCACAAUCCACUUCCAGGCAGAGAUCACACCACUCCAGCCGGAUAGAGAGAGACUCUCCUGCAUCAGUUACAUCUCCGUCUCUAAACAGCCCGAACACAUCCAAUCCUACGAGCCCACCAUGCUCAGCCAGAUAGCCAGAGUACAUUAACAGCCAUAAUGUCGUGGAUAUAGGGCUGCACGCUCGGUAAUUAAAAGCAAAUAAUAAAUUGAACUGGAAUCUCUGGUUACACUUAAAAAUGCUGAACAAUGUAAAUGUAAGGAAUGUUUAUUCUGUUAUGGAUGAUUUUACCUACAGUAAUUUGUCAUUGCCUGGAAUAAAAAAAUAUGAUCCUGUGUAUUUAUAUUUAGGUCUCCAAUCUUAUGGUAUGUUCACUAGUAAAUUGGCAGUACAUGAAAUUAGAUAGAUAGGUAGAAGAGCUGUUAGAGUUGGGAAUAAACCAUUUUGAAGGCAAGUGUAACAUGUCCUUUUAACAUUAUGUCUGUAAACCAUUGCCUCUUUAAUAUUUUUACCUCUGGGUCAAAAACAAUUGUCCACAACAACAAAAAAUGUACUUUGUCACAAACUG
Molecule: messenger RNA, 5247 nt
Organism: Notothenia coriiceps (black rockcod)
Lineage: Eukaryota; Metazoa; Chordata; Actinopteri; Perciformes; Nototheniidae
Gene: cfap54
Product: cilia and flagella associated 54
Exons: 35
Coding region: 109-4815 (1568 amino acids)
Biological process (GO): cilium assembly
Source: RefSeq, a predicted model, not a curated record